This is a messenger RNA of Linum tenue, 126 nucleotides long. Lineage: Eukaryota; Viridiplantae; Streptophyta; Magnoliopsida; Malpighiales; Linaceae. The record is from the annotation of a GenBank genome assembly.
AUGUGCGGGAAGAGCUGCAGGCUGCGGUGGAUGAACUACCUCCGCCCCAAUGUGAAGAGAGGGAAUUACAGUAAAGAGGAAGAAGAGACCAUCCUCAACCUCCACUCAUCCCUUGGGAACAGGUAA